Ilex paraguariensis (yerba mate) is the source of this 522-nucleotide messenger RNA. The record is from the annotation of a GenBank genome assembly. NCBI's taxonomy places the organism in Eukaryota, Viridiplantae, Streptophyta, Magnoliopsida, Aquifoliales, Aquifoliaceae.
AUGUCCUAUCAAAGUCUCCUAAAAGCUACUAAUGGGUUCUCUUCAGACAAUUUAAUUGGAAUGGGUAGUUUUAGCUCUAUGUAUAAAGGAGUUCUUGAUCAGGAUGGAACUAUUGUUGCCGUAAAGGUACUUAACCUUUUGCGUCCAGGGGCUUCCAAAAGUUUUCUUGCAGAGUGUGAGGCCUUGAGAAACAUUAGGCAUCGGAAUCUUGUGAAGGUGGUCAUUGCAUGUUCAGGUGUUGAUUACAGAGGGAAUGAUUUCAAGGCACUAUGGUGGGUCACGGUGGAUCCAAGAUCGGGUAUGGGAGAUUCGAAGAUUUGCUACUGGAGCAUGAGACCUGCAGCUUUUAGUUGGGCGGUGCUAUUUUUCCGUUCUGAGCUCAUGGAAUGGAUCAGCCCCCUUCUGCGAAUGGCACGGUGUUACAUGUGCUUGACGCCACCAAAGGGUCACCAAGUUGGACCUUCGUUACCAAGCAUUAUUUGGGACCAUGCCGCCACACAUCGGGAAUCUAAGCUUCCUUAG